AUGGCAUUUGACACAUGGGGGCCAACCACAGAUGACUUCAAGGGCACAGCUAAAAUGUUUGGACUUGGCCCAACAUUUAUAGACAAAUUUAACAGUGACCAGUUCAGCAACCUAUGGGCAUCAAAUCUGUACUACCCCUUCAACUCCCACAAUGAAUGGGAGCUGGCAUCAUGGUUACUUCGUUCAGGCCUGAGCAUGAGAGCUAUAGACUCUUUCUUGUCAUUUUCAAUUAUACAGCUACUAAAUAUUUCCUUUUGUACAGCCAGAGCACUUUGUGGGCUGGCUGAGUUACUCCCUGGUGGGCUGUGCUGGCGCUCAAUGGAGAUUACUCCUUCACAGCCAACCAAACACCCUGUGCACUUGUACUGGCAUGGUCCCCUGGAAUGCAUUGCAUGGCUCCUCAACCACCCUUUGUUCUCUGACCAGCUCAAUUUUGUUCUGAGGCAUGUAUACAAUAUGCCUGAGAAGCUUUGUAGGGUGUAUACAGAGUGGAUGACUGCUGAUGAUGCUUGGUGUAUGCAGUCACAGCUUCCAUGCAGAGCGACUCUUCUUGGCACAAUACUUUCUUCAGACAAGAUGAAUAUUACUACUUUAUGUGGUGGCAGAGUUGCUCAUCCACUUCUCAUCAGCCUAGCAAAUAUCAAGAUGUCCACACACCUAAAAUUGUCAUCCAACUCAUUUAUGCUCACCACUCUCCUCCCCAUCCCCAAGUUUGUGCACAAGAACAAGCAUAUGUGUGGCCUCCUUGAAGAUAGGCUCAUUCAUGAAUGCCUGGAUAUUGUACUUGAACCCGUCAAGCAAGCUGCCAAACUCAGCAUUAUGUUACUGGAUUCUCUGGGGCACAUGUGGUACUUGGUGAAAUUGAAGGUCCACCCUACAAACAUCCAAGUCUUCUUUCGUGAAGCACAGUGCUUUUGCCUCAGCAGAGUUAGUGACCCAUUUUGGAGGGACAUUCUGCUUUCUUGUCCAAGCACUUUUAUAACUCCAGAGCCCCUUCACCACCUGCACAAGGAAUUUUGGGACCAUGACAUGAAGUGGUGCAUAAAUGCAGUUGGUGAAGCCAAAAUCGACUUUUGCUUCUCAGUUUUACAGCCUACUGUGGGGUUCCAUCACUUUAAAGGUGGUGUUGCUAAGCUGAAGCAGGUGACUGGACAUGUGCACCAUGAUGUCCAAUGUUACAUUGUCAUCCAAGCUUACUGCAUUGACGAUGACAAUCUUUGUAUAAUAUCUUCUGUACUGGAUGAGUUUCAUGUGCACAAGCAUAAGGGAAACAAGCCCAUCGACAAUUGGCACAUCCCCAAGUUAGAACUCAUGCAGAGCAUCAUACCAAGUGUGAAGUGUGUCAGGGUCACCAUCCAAUGGACUGCCGAUGUAACUGAACACACCCAUGUAUCAGAGAUCAAGACACCUGCAUCAACUAGCAAUAACAAUAACUAUGAUCCUCAAAUUUGCCAGUACCUUGAUUGCACUGAAAAAUGUAGGAUGUUUGAACUUGUGACAUCAUUAUAUGAAUCAAAGACUCACUCCCAUGGUCGUGUGGAAGAAAAGUCCUUGGAGGUUGAGGAUGGGAGUUCUGAUGAUGGCAACAGUGAGAUCAGUGAUCACGAGGAGGUGGAUCUAGUUUCCAAGACACCAGGUCCCACAUGGCCUGUCACCGAUUACUUCGCCAUCUCUGCAUGCCUCAGGACCCAGGAUCCAGACUCCAUUCCCUUCCCCUUGUGUAGUUUUAUCACAGAUGGUAUGGCGAUCAACCUUUCCUACGACCCACCCUUGCAACACAUUAGUGUUGAUGGUGCUGCUGAGAAGUUUGGACUACUUGACCUCCAAGCCACCCUUGUCAAUUUUCUAAAUCAUGAGAAGGUGUAUGGACCAAGCUCUGUGCACACUAUAAGCAGGCAAUGUCAGGGAUCAAGCUUUUCAACCCUGCCUUUUACUGAUCUGCAGGUUUGGUACAAGAUGCAGCUGCAGAACAUGGUGAUACAUGAUAUCACAGACAUCCUCCCUGCCCAGACUCUCUUCUGUUCUCCACCUUGUGAGACCUGGACCCUUGGCCACUAUGAUGCAGCUAUCAUCAAUAGUGGCCUGAAAGGUUUGUGGUCCACACUACUUUUCCAUGUCACUCACAAGAGUAUCUUAGGUCAUGUUGUUGGCCAGCUCCAUCUCCUGAUGCACCCUUUUGGCAAGAGGGGGGUAAGAUGGUCAUGGACAGACUGUUUUUUGGUCUAUGUACAACAUUUUGACAUAGCAGCUGAAGAUGCAACACACCUACAUAUCCUUAGGCUCACAAAGAGAGCGAAUGGCCAAUGUCUUGGCGAUGUCAUCCCACUCAGUCAGGUCUGGGUGUUCACACAUCUCAUACCUCACUUUGGGCAAACUGCAGAUAAUCAAUUGACAGCAUACAACUCCUUCAAGCAUUCUACCAAUGCCCACUUUGCCAUCUGA
Messenger RNA from Pisolithus orientalis, 2442 nucleotides. RefSeq lists its product as uncharacterized. The transcript has 7 exons. The coding region runs from base 1 to 2442 and encodes 813 amino acids. NCBI's taxonomy places the organism in Eukaryota, Fungi, Basidiomycota, Agaricomycetes, Boletales, Pisolithaceae. The record is from RefSeq and is a predicted model, not a curated record.